Messenger RNA from Closterium sp. Yama58-4, 990 nucleotides. Lineage: Eukaryota; Viridiplantae; Streptophyta; Zygnematophyceae; Desmidiales; Closteriaceae. The record is from the annotation of a GenBank genome assembly.
AUGGCGUUUUCCAAGGUUUCCCUCUUCGUUCUUCUCAUAGCCGCCGCUUGCGUCCUCUGCGUCUCAGGCCAGACCGAGCCCUAUCUUGUCACCAAGGCCCGUCUGACCCGCGCAGCCGCCGUCAGCGCAACCAACGACUACGACAAAGCCAACGCGCUCGUUGCGCAGCGCGCGCAGGAGCUCAACGAUGCGAACAAUGCCCUGGCGGACGCCGCUGCGGCGUAUAACGACGCGUUGCCCCUCGUGAACCGCCUCAAGGCGACCCUCGCGCAGAAAAUAUCGGCGAAGGACAAGACCGCUUCCGUGAUUCCCGGUCUGCAGGACAACCUCGAUGCAGCAAAGGCCGGCCUUGCUAAGUCCAACGCCGCGUCGGGGACGGAUAGCACCGAUGCGCUUGCAAAUGCGCAGCAACGUGUAAACAUGACGGCGCAGCAGGUUGACCGUCAGAAGGAAACUCUUGUUAGCGUUAACUCGCUUGUCGAGAAAGCGGCUGCUAGGGUCGCCGCCAAUCCCAACAUGACGGCUGCGGAGGCGGAUGCUGCUCAGGCUGCGCUCGAUGAUAAGACGGCGCUGCAGACGCUCGCGAAGCAGAUUCUGGACGACAUGGUCGCACAGGCGAAGAGCGCGCAGCAGGCGCUGGCGAAGGCGCAGGACGCGGCGAGCAACCCCGACUCGACGGGCUCCGCGCCGGGGGGCCAAUCGGCGGUCGACGCGGCGCAGGCGGCGCUGGACGCGGCGGUGAAGGCGGACAACGACGCGGCGGCAGCGGUGGCGCAGGCGACGAGCGACGUGAACGACGCCCUUGCUUCGGUUCCCGCGAAAUCCGCGGCGGUGAAUAGCGCGAAGAUUGCGCAGAGCAAGGCUGUGAUUGCGAAAACGAGCGCGGACAACAAUGCUGCGGCGAUGAAGAGCAGGAUGGACGCUGCUGUGGCUGUUGCUGAAUCUGCUGAGUCUGCCGCGAAGAAUGCUGGUUACUCUUGGACGUGGUAA